Torulaspora globosa is the source of this 2817-nucleotide messenger RNA. It is a transcript of the gene UTP21, whose product is annotated as rRNA-processing protein UTP21. Gene Ontology annotation, biological process: rRNA processing. Lineage: Eukaryota; Fungi; Ascomycota; Saccharomycetes; Saccharomycetales; Saccharomycetaceae. The transcript has a single exon. Gene Ontology annotation, molecular function: protein binding. The record is from RefSeq and is a predicted model, not a curated record. The coding region runs from base 1 to 2817 and encodes 938 amino acids. Gene Ontology annotation, cellular component: Pwp2p-containing subcomplex of 90S preribosome; small-subunit processome.
AUGGACUCUGGCGAAAUUGCGAAAAAACGGAAGUUAGAGGCGUCAGAUAGACGUUCAGCGACAGGCUCGAAGCUGUUCGCUCCAUUCAGAGUGAUAGGUAACGUGAGUAACGGAGUUCCGUUUGCCAUUGGGACGCUUGGAUCCACUUUUUACAUCGUUACGAGUGUUGGAAGAGCGUUCCAGAUCUAUGAUGCGAGCAAUUUGCAUCUAUUGUUUGUUUCUGAGAAGCAGACGAGCUCUGCCAUCACAGCUUUGACGACACAUUUUCAUUACGUUUACGCCGGUUUUGGCAACCAAGUGGGGAUCUACAAGCGUGGCAUCCAGGAGCACCUUGUGACGCUGGAUGGCCCUGCUCUCGUCAGAGAUAUCUGUGUUUUUGGAAGCUUCCUCUGCGUCUCGACGGAUGACAGUGUCAUUCACGUUUACAAGAAACGGUCGAAUAUGAACAAAUAUGCCACGGAGUUUUACACGAAAUUGAGCAUUGGGGCUUUACAAGGCGGAUCUGUUGUAUCGCUUGUCCAUCUCGCAACUUAUCUGAACAAGAUUGUGGUUGUAACCAAGACCAACCUCCUGCUGUUCAACGUACGAACUGGGAAGCUGAUCUACACAUCUGACGAGUUGCCUGAUCAAAUAACCGCUGCCGAACCUGCACCCGCUUUGGAUAUACUGGCGCUAGGGACUGCUUCCGGUAGCGUCUUACUGUUCAACGUCAGGAAGGGAAGGAAGAUACGCACUAUCAAGAGUCCGAAUGCAAGGGUAACAUCGCUUGCCUUCAGAACUGAUGGAUCUGCCCACCUUGCAGUGGGUUUCGGAAGCGGAGACUUGGUGUUCUAUGACUUGGAGCGUCGCGCAAGAAUACAUGUGCUGAAGAACAUACACGGUGAAUCGUUUGGGGGCGUAACGAAAGCUUGCUUCCUGAAUGGUCAGCCCGUCAUUGUCACUUCCGGUGGUGACAACCGGUUGAAGGAGUACGUUUUUGAUCCACCAUUGGCUCAGCAAGACGCAGCAGCAGCAGUUCAGCCCGCAAGGCUUUUACGCUCUAGAGGUGGUCAUUCGCAACCUCCAUCCGUCAUCACUUACGCUGACUCUAAAUCGCAUUUUCUUCUAUCAGCGUCUAGAGAUAGGUCUCUAUGGGCCUUCUCCCUUAGAAAGGAUGCCCAAUCACAGGAACUAUCGCAGAAGCAACAUAAGAGACAAGAUGGAGGAAGAGUAGGAGGUAGCACCAUCAAAGAGAAAUUUCCAGAGAUUAUUGCGAUGGCAGUAGAGAACUCUAGACUUGGAGAAUGGGAGAAUGUCAUUACUGCCCAUAAGAAUGAGAAAGAAGCACGUACUUGGGAUAUGCGUAACAAAAGAGUAGGAAGAUGGACUUUUGGAACAACAGAUGAUGGAAUCGUUAAGUCUGUGGCUAUUUCUCAGUGUGGCAAUUUUGGUUUCGUGGGCUCCUCUAAUGGAAGUAUUACAAUUUAUAACAUGCAAAGUGGUAUACUGAGGAAGAAAUACAAAUUGCAUAAAAAAGCUGUGACAGGAAUCGCUCUGGAUGGCAUGAACAGAAAGAUGGUUUCGUGUGGUCUUGACGGAGUGGUAGGUUUCUACGAUUUUAACCAGUCAACGCUGCUGGGUAAACUGCAGCUGGAGGCGCCAAUCACUUCAAUGAUAUAUCACCGAUCAUCUGACUUGUUUGCUCUAGCGCUAGAUGAUCUCUCAAUAGUUGUAGUUGACGCUGUUACUCAAAGAGUAGUCCGUCAACUUUGGGGACACACAAACAGGAUCACUGCAUUUGAUUUUUCACCUGAUGGUAGAUGGAUCGUAUCUUGUUCGUUGGAUUCUACCAUAAGAACUUGGGAUCUUCCUUCCGGCGGUUGUAUCGAUGGUGCGAAGCUAGAGAGCGUUGCAACUAAUGUCAAGUUUUCACCCAAUGGUGACCUCCUGGCGACGACUCAUGUUGAUGGAUGCGGCAUAUGCAUUUGGACUAAUCGAGCUCAAUUCAAGGUUGUUGCAACUAAGAUUAUUGACGAAGAGCAUUUUGCAAAAAUGCUACUCCCUAACGCUUCCACAACAGGUGGCGUUACGCUCCUUGAAGGUGCUUUCGAAGACGACAGUGCGGAAGUCGAUCUGCAGUACAAUUCUCACCAGUCGGUCGAGCAAAUCAAUAGUGACCUGAUCACGCUUUCUCUUGGGCCCAAGAGCAAGCUAAACACUCUGUUGAACAUGGAUGUCAUCAGACAGCGAUCAAAACCAGUUGAGCCGCCAAAGAAGCCGGAGGCGGCACCAUUUUUCUUACAACUGUCUGGUGAGAAAGUCGGUGAUGAAGCUUCUGGAAGGGAAGAUGUUGUAAGGGACAAUGACACCACGCAAAAGCUCAUGGAACGAGAGGCGAAACUUAAAUCCGUGGAGGAGCAGUUAAGUCAAUUCAAACCCAACGGCCGCUUAGGUUUCGAAUCAACUUUCACAAAGCUUUUGAGACAUGGUGCGGAAACUAGAGAUUAUACAGAAUUUUUGAAGAACUUGGUCAGUCUAUCGCCUGCGGCAGUCGAUUUGGAGAUUAGGUCAUUAGAUUCAUUUGAGCCUUACAAUGAGUUGGUGUGGUUUAUCGAGGCCCUUACACAAGGUCUUGAAUCCAAUCAGAAUUUUGAACUCUACGAGGCCUUCAUGACUCUCUUAUUUAAGGGACAUGGUGAUGUCUUGCAUGCAAAUAAUAAGGAUGAGGCUAUUGGCGCCGCUUUGUCUAAAUGGGAAAAGCAUCAUGUUGCUGGUGACAAACUUGACGAGUUGAUAAAGUACAGUGCGAGCGUAAUCAACUUUCUAUCUGGUGUAUAA